Messenger RNA from Lates calcarifer (barramundi perch), 3257 nucleotides. It is a transcript of the gene phf24, whose product is annotated as PHD finger protein 24. Gene Ontology annotation, molecular function: calcium ion binding. The transcript is spliced from 9 exons. The record is from RefSeq and is a predicted model, not a curated record. NCBI's taxonomy places the organism in Eukaryota, Metazoa, Chordata, Actinopteri, Centropomidae. Bases 556 to 1824 code for a protein of 422 amino acids.
GGGCGAGGGGGUGGGGGGAGGGGGGCUACGAAUAUGAUGGGUCAUAAAUUCGUGAUUUAGCUUCAGUGGCCGUCUCUCUGUGAGUCCGCACCAAGGUCUCCUCCUGCCUCAACUGCUAGCGAACUGCGUGUCUCCUCCUGCGAUGCUGAGGGAGUAGCUCAGGAAGGAAGGGAGGGUGGGUUUAAAAAAAAAAAAAAAGGAAAAGAAAAAAGAUUUCAGCACCGGAGCUGUCCGCGGCUCUUGGAGAAGUCUCUAUUCCUGCUGGAGAGAGAGAGAGAAAGAGAGAGGGAGAGAGAGAGAGAGAGAGGGAGAAGCUGCUUCCGACUGUAAAUUUUCUCCUCAGGACUGUGAGGGGAAGGAAUAAUAAACUGCUGUGCCAUUCAUCUCUCUGCGGGGCUACUGACGGGCGGGUAAAGGCGCGCGCGCGCACAGACACACACACACACACACACACUCUCAUUUUCGAGCAAAGUCUUGCCAUGCUGGACGGCCGGGCUUGAGACAGAAAAGGACAAAGUCUCCAAUAAGUCGCGGUGAACACCAACCCUUUACGCCAUGGGAGUGCUCAUGUCAAAGAAGCAGCAGGUGGAGAAGGUGCAGAAAUGCAGCGCUGUUGUCUCUGCCUUCCAGGCUGGCCUUAAGGAUCGUGCUGUCGCAACCAAACAGGCAGAAGAAGAAGUAGAGGAAGGAGACGCACCUGCCAAAAGUCCAGCCAGUCCUGAAGAGAAGAAGACAGAGGAGGCGGAGAAAGAGGAGACGGACAAUAGUGCGGGUCCGUCCACCUCCCAGCAGGCCUCCGCUCCGACGAGGGAUGAUUGUAAGGUCAACCAGGAGGCUUGGUCGAGGUUACGGGAUGGGAAGGGGGUGGAGCCUGAGGAUCUUGAUAAGACCCAUCAGCUCACGCCGCCUGCUUUCGUGCGGCCCAAAAGGGAAGCUGAUGACGACCAGCCUGUAGAGGUGGAGCUGGAUAAGAAAGAGCAGCCACCGAGUGAUGAGAUGUGUGACGUGUGCGAGGUGUGGACGGCCGAAGACCUGUACCCCUGCAGGAUCUGCACGCGGGUGUUUCACGAUGGCUGUCUGAGGGAGCUGGGCUACCUGCGUGCCGAGGCCUUGCAGGAGAUGAGAGAUACAGCCCACACUGUUACUGGCUGGAGCUGCUACUAUUGUGAUAAUCUGAAUCUACUCCUAACAGAGGAAGAGAUGUACAGCCUCAUGGAGACCUUUAAGCAGUGCAAGAUCAUCCCAGAGUCAUGCCUGGUGUCAGAUGAGCUGCUGCAGUAUCGCCACUUUGUAUCCAAGCAGCAGUUUGAUAAGGACCUGACUGAUGAACAAGAGGAGGAAGUUCUGGCCCAGUUUGCAGCGCUGGAUCCUGAGAAGAAGGGUCAUGUUGAAUGGUCAGACUUCCUCUACUUUGAAUCUCUGGCAGUGUUGAGGAAAUUUCGCACAGAGAACUCACUGGUGCGCGUGUUGACUGCUAAGGAGAGAGACAAAGCGAGGUCAGUGUUUCUAGGUCUGGAUCUGGAUAAAGAUGGCUUGAUCACAAGAGCAGAAUGCCGCCAGGCCCAGCAGUCCUGGUUCCACAAUCUCAGCAAAGACUCGCAGUCCUGCAAUGUGAGACUCAUGGGACUCUGCUCUCCUAUGAAUUGUGGUAUAAGUCAAGUUGGCCCCAUGUGUGAGAGCAGUCCAGGCAGCUCUGGCAGCGAAAGAAGCAAGACUGGUGACAGCAGACCAGUCACCUGGGCAGACUUUUUAAAGGAGAGUGCCAUCUAUAUUUUGGCUGCACGUCCCAAUAGUUCUGCCAUGCACAUCCAUCUGCCUCUAUAGUCCUGGAUCCUCCACUGCACCCAAGCAGAGAGAGGGAGAGAGAUACCCAAUAGUCUAAAGAUGAGCGGAGGAAGAUAGAUGCGAUGACACGAUGACAUGAGGAAGGCAAACGAGUGAACUGGAUGAAGCACCGAGAGACAGCAGAUCAAGCCAUCGACAGAAAUCUCUCCUCCUCUGCAUCACCCCAAACCACAACACUGACGACACACAUGCCGAUUGACACACAGACGACGCAAGUGACAGCAGCUGUCACAGGUCCCAUCUCCAAAACCUGAUGGCUUCCAACAAAUGUGAGAGAUAGGACAAGGAAGACAACCACCCACUCACAACUAGUCAGUCAGUCAGUCAGUGAUAUUUCUGAGACUUCGAGUGAAGAGAUCAUACACACAAUCAGACAAGCUCCUGGGGUGCUCCCACUCUGUUUUAAAUGACAAAUACUACACUCUAUGGCCAUCCAACUACACAACACACCUCUUCAUGCGGGUAUAUUAAUUUGACAGGCUGUUACUCUUUCAAGUAUUCAUUCCUCUGGGCCACAUCAUGUCCUAAUAAUAACUCCAUGCUACUGUAAUGGGAUUGUGUUAUUCACCAUCAAAAUUGUUAAUCACUCUACACAGAGGCACAUGCAAAUUCAUUCCAGUACUGUUUUACAAAUGGAUACACCUCUGGGAGUAGAUUAACCCCGCAGCUGCCAUUAUCAGAACAUAUACCAAUCAGGAAUGAUAGCUAUCCGCAUACAUAUUAUAUCAGAACUGCUAUACAUACCAGUAUAAAUUAUUAUCAUGCAUUAAAAAUUCUGUAUUUAUUCCUGUAUCCUCUGAUGUAUCCUCUGUUUUUUUUCCCAUUCUCAUCCAAGAAUCUGUGUUCUCUUGAAGUACUACAUGUGAAAAAGAAUGUGUUAAAGAAAGAAGUGUUAAUGAAAACUAAACCAGUACGUGACUUGUAUAUACUGCCAUAUAGUACAUUUUGUUCCUGUUGUUCUCUCAGAGCUUAACUAUGACAAGGUGAAAACAUCUUCCUUCCUGUUCUAGUGUCAUUAUUUGCACUGUGGGAAUGAGAUGUAGUUGGACCACUGUGUGUCAUAAUCACGUAAUGAAAUACUGAAAGACAAUGGGUGCUCCGGUGCAAACAUUUGUCCUUUGUUAAUAUGCAGAAGCACUGUAAAACUUGUUAUGGGACACGCGAUGGGAAUUCUAUUAUGUUACAGGUUAUACAACAAUUUAAAUGCACAUGAAACUGCCUCUAGAAUCACUGGAAAUAUACUUGUAACAAAUAGAACUUCAUGUAGUAUUGAUGCCAUGUAUUGAAGGGUCUAUGCCAGGUACUUUUAGUGACUGAAGUAUGAAGUAUGGUUAUGACGUGAAUGUUGUUAGUCUGAGGGAUUUGUCACAGUGCUGAAAUAAACGCAUGGCAUUUACUCUCCUUCUUGAGAA